AUAGCCCAAAAACACCAAAGCCCGCUCUCAAAUUUCCCAUAAAAAAUUUUGAACCCCCGCCCCUUUUCUCAACCCCGCUCUUACUUACCAAAUCUCUGUCUGUGUCUUUAUCUCUCUCACUCACUCUCUUAAAACACCUUACUUUUUGAAUCAUUUCACUUCCUUUCUUCUUCCCUGUACGAUCUCUAGGGUUUUCUUUCUUCUUAAUUACUUGAAACCCUAAGGUUUGGGUCUUGCUUGAUUUUCAAUUUUUCCAUGGCCAGCGAAACCCUAGAAGAGAAGAAUCAAGAAGAGGAGGCAGAGGCUCCUCCCGAAGUGGAAAGCAAAGACAAAGAGGACGGUCAAAAGGAAGUAGACGAGAAGAAAGAAGAAGAAAUUCACGAACUUUCUGAGAAAAAUGGGGCUCCUAAAGAAAGUGACAAGCCUGAAGAGAAAAAGGAGGAGCCUAAAGACAAGGAGGAUGGACCCAAGAAGGGCAAGAGGUCAAGAAAGUCUAGUGUGAAGAAGCCGAGCGAGGAAUCGUCCCAGUCCAAGAAACCGAGUCAAGAAUUGGAAGAAUCUAAGAAAGUUAAGGAACCAGAACCGGUGACUCCAGGUAGCGAGAGACCCACCAGGGAGAGGAAGGUCGUGGAGAGGUACUCUGCGCCGUCUUCUGGAAGGUCGGUAACCAAGCCGGUGUCCAUUGAGAAGGGUCGUGGCACACAGCUUAAGGAUAUUCCAAACGUGGCAUUCAAGUUGUCCAGGAGAAAACCAGAUGACAAUCUACAGAUGCUUCACACAGUACUCUUUGGGAAGAAAGCAAAGGCACACGCUCUAAAGAAGAAUAUAGGCCAGUUUUCAGGUUAUGUCUGGGCUGAGAAUGAGGAAAAACAAAAGGCAAAAGUGAAGGAGAAGCUUGACAAAUGUGUUAAAGAAAAACUUGUGGACUUUUGUGAUGUGCUCAAUAUUCCUAUAAAUAAGGCUAUUGUGAAAAAGGAAGAACUCUCUGUGAAGUUAUUGGAAUUCUUGGAAUGUCCACAUGCUACGACUGAUGUCUUGCUUUCUGAGAAGGAACAGAAAGGUAAAAAGCGAAAGAAAGUCACACCAAGCAAAAAUGUUAGUCAUUCUGAAGCAUCUGAUACAUCAGCCAAGAAACGGAAGCAAACAUUGCAACUGGGGGAAAAACGUAAGCUGUCGUCUAGGGCUGAGGAAGAAGAUGAAGAUGAUGAUAAAGUUGAAUCACCAGACAUUAAAGAUGAUUCUGAGGAAGACAAUGACAAUGAUACAGCACCAAAAGAAGAAAGUGAUCACAAGGAGAGUGAAUCUGAGGAAGAGGGUGAACCAAAGGGAAAGAAGCCAAGCCAGAAGAGUUCAUCAAAGAAGACUGUUAAGGAUAGUUCUGGCUCUAAAAGCAAGGAUAAAUCCACACCUGCUAAGAAGGGUAGCUCUACAAAAUCUGUGAAAAGUCCCAUGAAAUCCACAAAAAAAUCUUCUCAUUCAACUUCAAAGCAAGGUGCUACAGAUUCUGACGAAAUUUCUAGAGCAAAGGGAUCUGCAUCAAAAAAGCAGAAAGUGGAAAAAGAAAAGGAUAUAAGUGUUGCUGGCAAGGAAAAGGUUAAAGGAAAGAAGCAGUCAAGCAAGUCACCAGCAAAGGUCGCUGCCAAGGAUCAAGGUAAAGGAAAAACUAGCAAGAAGGCUAAAGCAGAACCCAUGAGAGAAGAGAUGCAUGCUGUAGUUGUGGAUAUUCUGAAGCAAGUUGACUUCAAUACUGCAACAUUAUCUGAUAUUCUCCGCCAUCUUGGUACCCACUUUGGUUUAGAUCUUAUGCAUAGGAAAGCAGAGGUGAAGGAUAUUAUAACCGAUGUCAUAAAUAACAUGACUGAUGAGGAAGAUGAAGGGGAGGAAGAUGAGGAGAAUGCAGCUGGUGGUGGUGAGGCUGACAAAGAUGAAGAUGGGGAUGGGGAUGAUGAUGCUUAAUGAAUUGUGAUUGUUGUUGAACAUGUCAGCCAAGUGUACUCACAAUAGUCUCCAAGUAGAGGUUUCAUCAACAGUUCCUGUGAAUGAUAAACUGGUGUUGCUGUCUGGAUGUCAUGGCCAUUUCCAGAUGAACCAUUCAACUACCUUUGUUUGUACCAUAAGCAUUAGUAACUCUUAAUUACUGCUGACCUGGCCCUUAUUUAUUAGGAUUUUUUUUCCAGCUUCCUUUUUAGCAUGUUUUUUAUUAGAUUAUCUUUCAAUUGUAUUUGAUAGCUAGUUUUACUUAAUGAGUAGUGAAUUGGUUUUCUUCAUUUUAAUUGAAGUGCAACUUUGUAAUGUGGAUUAGCCAGACGUUACUUCGCUAAUGCUGCUGGUUUCCCUACACUGCAGGUUUCCAGCAUUUAUUCAAGUAUAUUUGAAAGUUUAGCGAUGCUAAAUUGGUCAUCAGUACAGUGAAGUAAAUUUACUAGUACUAAUAAAUUUGAUGUUUGGUCAUUGGUGAGUUUUAAGUUGUGAGAUAUCACAAGAACC
Pistacia vera is the source of this 2487-nucleotide messenger RNA. Its product is annotated as protein DEK-like. Bases 256 to 1956 code for a protein of 566 amino acids. Gene Ontology annotation, biological process: chromatin organization; regulation of double-strand break repair. The record is from RefSeq and is a predicted model, not a curated record. NCBI's taxonomy places the organism in Eukaryota, Viridiplantae, Streptophyta, Magnoliopsida, Sapindales, Anacardiaceae. Gene Ontology annotation, cellular component: nucleus. The transcript has 11 exons. Gene Ontology annotation, molecular function: DNA binding; histone binding.